AUGUCACAAGAAGGGCCGAGGGUUUUCCAUGACCGCCACCUUGCUGGAUCAGGUCAGCUAAUUACUAGGGGUCAAGUGCCGGCGCUGUCUGCAGAGGCACCCUCUUUUUUGCUGGCUUCCAUGGCACGAGUUGCAUCUCAGCCCUCUGUGCGAAUCUGGCGUCGCCUCCCAGAGACUGCAUUGCAUGUAAGUGAGGAUAAUCACGGACAGACAAGACUCCCGGAUUAG
This is a messenger RNA of Purpureocillium lilacinum, 228 nucleotides long. The record is from RefSeq and is a predicted model, not a curated record. Lineage: Eukaryota; Fungi; Ascomycota; Sordariomycetes; Hypocreales; Ophiocordycipitaceae.